UUGGUUUACGGCAGCAGCACUUUUCCAUGGAAAUGUGGCCAGAGGGCUAUUCCUUCUGAUAAAUACGUAAAUGCCGAGCACACUGUUCCACAAUCCUUCUUUAAUUCGAAGACCCCAAUGGUUUCAGACCUUCAUCAUCUUUUCUCUGCUCCGAAGACACUCAAUGGAGCAAGAUCAAACUACAAAUUUGACGAAUUCCCAUAUUCUGAAUGCAUCAAAUUCUGCAAGGAUAAUGAGUGCCAAACAACAGCUCCAUCAAAUCCAGACCAAUACUCCUGCUUACACAAGUCAAAGAAGAAGUGGAUGCCAGUCAAGAAAGACCGUGGACAGGUUGUCAGAGCUAUCUUUUACUUCUUCACAGUUUAUGGUGAAAAGUAUUGCAAGCUCAGUGAUCUCGGCGAUUUGAGCACAUUAAAGAGCUGGAAUCAGAAUUAUCCUCCGUCAGAUUUCGAAAUUUUACGAAAUAAUAUUGUUAAUCAAACACAAGGAAACAUAAAUCCUUACAUUGAUGAUUAUUCUCUUGUUAAUCAAGCUUUCUAA
Molecule: messenger RNA, 540 nt
Organism: Trichomonas vaginalis G3
Lineage: Eukaryota; Parabasalia; Trichomonadida; Trichomonadidae
Product: endonuclease I family
Exons: 1
Molecular function (GO): nuclease activity
Source: RefSeq, a predicted model, not a curated record